Molecule: messenger RNA, 899 nt
Organism: Myxozyma melibiosi
Lineage: Eukaryota; Fungi; Ascomycota; Lipomycetes; Lipomycetales; Lipomycetaceae
Exons: 1
Coding region: 353-667 (104 amino acids)
Source: RefSeq, a predicted model, not a curated record
AAAGCCACAUCCACAACCCAACACUCGGUUAGACGGUCCCCUCUGCAGAGCCUCUUCUAGUCAAAUAUAGCACUAUCGAGGCUCUCAGAAAGGGGAAUUGCAAUCUCCCUGCUUGCAGAUUGAAUCUUUGUGGUGAUUCUGAGCAAGCUUGGAGCAACAUCUGACGUGCUCGAUUUGGUUGAUAGUAUCAAACUUGCCAUCAUGCACCGUGGCUUGUUGCCCUUGCUUCAAGCAGUUAUCAAAAUUUGCUGGGGUUGCGAAGCUGUGGGGAGUUUGAUGAAGCAACGACUGUCUUCUGUUGAUUGAUGCUUUGUCUGUCAUAACAACAACAGCAAUCGGUGGUGAUAGUAACAUGCAGUAUGCAGUAUGCAUGCUAUUCUGGCCAUACUGUAAUAUCAUUAGCUGUGUUUCUUUGAGUCAUUGUUGUCAUGCUGCACGCUGCUUGUGUGAUGACUUUGGUGUGCUCAGAGCAAAGUGGUCCACAGAACUCUGUGAAGUUUCAAGGGUAGAUCGACCUUAUAGAUAUGAGUUAGUAGCGGUUCGGUACAAAGGAGUUGAACAAGGCUGCCGUGCUUUAAGUGAAUGUUUCUCUGUCCUUGAAUGCCGGGCGAUAUACCUGUUGUUGUCUGCCAUGGUUAAAAGCCGAUGUCUGUUCAGUGGUCUCUAGAUACUCUGACAAACGAACCAAAUACAUAUCGCCGUGACUGGCGCGAUCUGAUUCUAGGGCGCAUAUGUCUUCGAAGUAAUAGAUUGGGAUGGCUCAUGGAGGGAAGAGACACUGCUUUGGUUAUUGUUGCACAAGGGUGCAACAUCGUAACACGCACAUCACCACAACAAGGGAGCUGGCGGCUUCGCGUCAACAUCGACAGCCAUCCAGCUUCAACCAUCCUCUUUUCAAA